AUGGCGAAUGAUCGCAACGCCCAGAAUGUCAUCCGCAGGAAACUCGUCAUCAUCGGCGAUGGUGCUUGCGGCAAGACAAGUUUGCUGAGUGUGUUUACACUUGGUUUCUUUCCAACAAUACCGACCGUCUUUGAGAACUACGUGACAGAUUGCCGAGUGGAUGGAAAGUCAGUCCAGCUAGCUCUGUGGGAUACAGCCGGGCAGGAGGACUACGAGCGGUUACGGCCGCUAGCCUACUCCAAAGCACACGUCAUCCUGAUAGGCUUCUCGGUCGACACGCCAGAUUCACUGGAUAAUGUCAAGCACAAGUGGGUUGUUGAAGCACAAGAACGGUGUCCCGACGUACCAAUUAUACUCGUCGGCUUGAAGAAAGAUCUGCGGGACGACCCCGUUGCGAUAGAAGAAAUGCGGAAAAGGUCACAGCGCUUCGUCACUCCCACCGAUGGCGAGCACGCGGCCAAAGACAUCGGCGCCCGCAAGUAUCUCGAAUGCUCCAGUCUUAGUGGCGAGGGCGUAGACGACGUUUUUGAGGCCGCCACGAGAGCGUCGUUGCUCAUGUUUGAGAAGACGGAAGGGAAUGGAUGCUGUGUGAUAUUAUAAGGGAAAUUGGAAAAAGAAGGGACACCGCUCAGCAGCAUUCUCCUCCCAGACGACUACCGGGCAAUCCCCGGUCUUUCAGGGAAAAAGAGAGAGCCCCUUCGAGCCCGUACCCCCGGAACGGAUCAACCAGGAUAAUAAAGCGAAGAUCGUUCUUCGGGCCCGCCGUGAGCACAUCCGAUGCUAGGCUUUGUCCAUCGUUCGGCACAAAACAACCCGGAAGCGGAAGUCGGGGGGGCAAUCUAUCCAUUAAUAUGUCGGACGUUCACCGCAUAGCGAACCUCGCGAGGCACGAUCAACG
Messenger RNA from Chaetomium fimeti, 898 nucleotides. RefSeq names its product P-loop containing nucleoside triphosphate hydrolase protein. Gene Ontology annotation, molecular function: GTP binding; protein kinase binding; GTPase activity. Lineage: Eukaryota; Fungi; Ascomycota; Sordariomycetes; Sordariales; Chaetomiaceae. The transcript has 4 exons. Bases 1 to 600 code for a protein of 199 amino acids. The record is from RefSeq and is a predicted model, not a curated record. Gene Ontology annotation, cellular component: cytosol. Gene Ontology annotation, biological process: small GTPase-mediated signal transduction.